CUUGGAUGUGGUUGGGAGCUUACGAUUGCUAGCGCGAUCUGCUGUGGUUCGUUGCAGAUGUAUUUGCUCUCUGCUUUUUUUCUUGUGUCCUCCGUCCUCCAAGGGUGUUCUAGAUUCCUGCAUCCCUUAUCGUUGCCAAGCAACGAAUGACGCGCGAAUCAAGUAGUGUGGGCAUCGAGAUUUUUUUGGUAAAACGUUGGAAAAUGAAGAUACCUAUCGCGGAGCCAAUAGGUGGCUAUCAAUGUGUUUGGAGCAAUCUAUCCGAAAAUCCAAAAUGCUCACAUGGUCCAACUUUACAAUUUGGAAGAUACAUCGAUGGAGAACAUAUAGAGUUUUAUGCCUGUUCUGCAUGUAGAGACAGGAAACUAUGUGCCUUCUAUUUAGAGAAAAACACAAAACCAUCAAAGCAACAAAAACAAACUUGGGAGCUUGAGGCAAAAAGAGUUUUGCCCCGUUAUGAUCAUCAGAAAAUGUAUAUUCGCUUCAAUGAAAUGUUAGCGGAAAGUCCUUUGAGAAGAAUGUAUUGUCAUGACUGUAGUCGCUUAUCUUUCAUCACAGAAAAACACAAGCACAAAGACCAUGACAUAAAUGAAAAUCUAACAGAUUACCAAAUGUCUCAUCCUACAGAAAUCCUCAAACCUUUAGAAAAUCCAAAAAAAGAAGCUCAAUAUUUAUUUUCGGAAAAGUCCACCAAAGAUAUAAUUGACAUGCUCCUUAUGCUUAAAGCUGAGAGCAUAUUGUGCAUCGGAGCACCUAGAAUACACGAAUACAUAACAAAUAAUUUGCAAGACAAGAUGUCCAGUUUGCUUUUGGAUAUCGAUGGAAGAUUUCAUAAUUUUUUUGGCCCAUUAAGCUUUUGCUGGUACAACUUUUUCAAUCACCACUUCUUCAAUGAUGGAUCGAAAAAUGUUUUCAAAGAUUUUCUGAUGCAGAAUGGUGGUCGAAAUAUUUACGUGGUUUGCGACCCCCCAUUUGGGGGGCGUGUUGAGCCUAUGUCUCAAACUUUAAAGACUAUUACUGACUUGCAUAAAAAGUGGAAUAACGUAACUACGGAAUCUGAAGGACUAAAGAUCAUGUUUAUUUUCCCAUACUUCAUGGAAGCAACUUUGAGGGAAAAAGCAAAUCCGCCUAAUGUUGCCGGUGGUUUGAAAGAGUUGAAAAUGUCUGAUUAUAAAGUAAAUUACGACAAUCACCCGCUAUUUGUGAAAUCAGUUGACAGGAAAGUCGGUUCACAAGUCAGAAUUUUCACAAACGUAGAUUUGAAUUUACUAAAACUUCCGGAAUCGGAAGGUUACAAGUACUGCAAGAGAUGCAAGAAAUGGGUUUCCGAGGAGAAUAAACAUUGUAAAAAAUGCAAGGAAUGCACAUCAAAAGACGGAAGAAGGUACAGGCACUGUAACAUUUGCGCACGUUGCGUUAAACCGACAUGGAAACAUUGUAACAAAUGUGAACGAUGUACUUUGGCUGUUCAUAAAUGCGGUAACGCCCCGAAAAUAACUGGACGAUGCUAUAAAUGCAAUGAAUUUGGUCACAUAGAAAAAGCUUGCCCCAAAGGCUUCGAGAAUAUUACUGAAUCAAAUUUUACAACAAAUGAUAAAUCGACGAAAGGAAAAAAACGUAAAUUAAAUAAGGGUGAUGAAGUUGUUGAAAAGAAAAAAACUAAAAUUGAAAAGCUGAAUGAUAUAGUUACUGAGAAGAAGAAAAAAUCCGUCACAACAGCAGAGAUCAAGCACACAGAUAAAUUGAACGCCGAAAACGAAAAGGUGAAGUCCAAAAAGCUGGGGCAAUCAAGUUUGAACCGGAAAAUUAGGGAGCCGGUUGAAAAAGCUGUGAUUGAGACGUUUAAGAAAAAAAAGCAAAAGAGACUGAACGGAAAAGAUUCCAACCCCACAACCGGUAGAAUCAUAAGAAAAAUCAAGAAAGUUGUCACGUAAUUUUCUGUUAUCGAGCUGCAAUAAAAUAUGAAGAAUGAUUCCAAUGUAAAUUAUGAAAAAAUAAAUAAAUAUGUUGUGCAUUCUUGUAAA
Molecule: messenger RNA, 2024 nt
Organism: Athalia rosae (coleseed sawfly)
Lineage: Eukaryota; Metazoa; Arthropoda; Insecta; Hymenoptera; Athaliidae
Product: rRNA N6-adenosine-methyltransferase ZCCHC4
Exons: 4
Coding region: 147-1934 (595 amino acids)
Biological process (GO): rRNA methylation
Cellular component (GO): nucleolus; cytoplasm
Molecular function (GO): rRNA (adenine-N6-)-methyltransferase activity; zinc ion binding; nucleic acid binding
Source: RefSeq, a predicted model, not a curated record